This is a messenger RNA of Penicillium concentricum, 243 nucleotides long. RefSeq lists its product as uncharacterized. The transcript has a single exon. The record is from RefSeq and is a predicted model, not a curated record. Bases 1 to 243 code for a protein of 80 amino acids. Lineage: Eukaryota; Fungi; Ascomycota; Eurotiomycetes; Eurotiales; Aspergillaceae.
AUGACGUGCCAAAACCUGUACUUCGCUUUUCCGCCACACUUCCGCGCAGGCCAGGUGGGAAAGCGCCCUGCACUGACAACGCAAAAUCACACACUCAUUUGCAAGAUCUUCAUCCUCGGUCAGACAAAACAUACAGUGGAUAUUGUCGACCUCUUCACUCAAGCUGAGCUUCCGAAGCGUCGAGUCUUAGACAUCCGCCCAGAUGUUAGCGACCGAUGUCAGGAUAGCUGGUCGAGCCGGUGA